Messenger RNA from Exophiala xenobiotica, 2321 nucleotides. RefSeq lists its product as uncharacterized. The record is from RefSeq and is a predicted model, not a curated record. Lineage: Eukaryota; Fungi; Ascomycota; Eurotiomycetes; Chaetothyriales; Herpotrichiellaceae. The transcript has a single exon. Gene Ontology annotation, cellular component: TRAPP complex; Golgi apparatus. Bases 75 to 1457 code for a protein of 460 amino acids.
CCUGGACACAAAAAUAUUAAAGAAAGCUGUCGCUCUCAAUGGAACCUUGAUAAUGAGAAAUCUUUGUCGUAAGUAUGGCGACCCCACAACACAGUCGCAAGACUUCAAGUCGAGCCGCGCUUCCACGGCGGACGACCAAAGGACCGCUCGAUGCUCCUGAUGACCCUCUCUCAAGCUCUGAACUAGCCGCAGCAUUGACCGCUUCUCAGCGAGUAUCAGAUUCACACGAUGAUAUAGCCGAGUCAUUGGCCCCAAGUCAGUCUCAGCUACCGUCAAAAGACCAGCAGCCGCGAGAUUCAGCGUCCGAAGAAGACCUAGCGGCAGACGAAAGAGAUGUCUCUUUCCUUCUAGACGCAUCUAUAUAUCACCCGCUGUCUCAAUUGGAGGUUCCGGGACCAUUUAGGAAGCCAUUCCUUCCUCCUCCUACGGCAGAUACUAUCGACCGAUCUUUCGAACAGCUCGACGCACUGCUCUCUCAGUGUGACUUCCUUCGAGCGGCACAGCUUGCAGGGACCAUACUGACAUCGGGACUACUACGACCGACAGACACCAAAACAGUGUUUCGACUACUGGCAGUACGCUAUUCUUGCCUGGAAUUAUCGGGGAAUCUGCCGCUCGCCGCACAAGAAGCCAAGGCUCUCGAAGACUUAAGCUCGACGUUCUACUAUGAAGAUCCCGAUCCUAAGAAUGAUGACGAAGAGGUCGAGGGGCAACACAAGGUACCGCGCCAUAUUAUGCCGUUCCCCUUACGACUGCAGGCCCUGCGUCUACAGAGUAUUGGCUUCUCCGAUCCUCGCAGGGGAGUAACCACACUGUACGAUAUUGCAUUCGAAUGCAGGGAGCAUUUAUCUGCAUCAACCACCCCUUUGGGCGACCGAAAGCUGUGGACACAGAGAUUACAGGAAGUGUCGAUGCGAGUGGUGAAUGCCUUGAUCGAAAUGGGGGAGCUGGACUGCGCUGCCCGCACGGUCGAGAGCAUGGAGCCAUCUGACUCCGAGAGCAAAGCUCUUUGGCUGCCGCGAAUGGUCCUGCUUCGCAUCAAGAUGGGUGACCUUGCACAAGCGCACGAGCUGAUCGAGUCCUCGGGCUCUGGGGCUGAUGACAAGCUCGCGCUCGAGUCGCUACUUGCUAUCGCUGAAGGUCGAUAUGACGAUGCUUCAAGGAUGCUCUCUGCAUGCGGAGCGGGAGCUGACCCGACUUUGAAAGGUCUCUUGAAACAAAGUCUCGCGGUAGCCCAUCUAUACAGGGGUGAAGUGACGAUAUCGAAGCGGAUCCUGGAGGAAUUGGUCGAUGAAGGAUACUCCUUCCAAUCCCUAACCAUCAACCUUGCUACCAUCUACGACCUGACUUCCGACAAAGCCCGUGAUCUAAAAAUGUCGAUGAUCUCGCAGAUCGCUAAGCAACAUAAGGAUGCAAGUCAACUGCGAUAUUUCACGAACGCCGACUUCAAAUUAUGAUUGCAUCCUUCUCAUAUACACAUUGAUCCCAUAACGCCAUGUCGAUAGUCGAAAGCCUUUAGCAGUCCCUUCAAAUGUGACAUUGCUGCUAGCACAAUCAGAACGUGGAAGAUCUGAUGAGAGCUUCCUAAUGUGUCGAAUUUGCCGGGGUACCAAGCUUCUGGAAUGCGAGCCUGCCUAGUUCAGCAAUAGCACGGAAGUCAAGAGUGUAACUCACAGCGUAUAGGCCAGCACCGAAAAUGUAGAGGGCGCCUUGCAAUACCAACCACGACAGGCCCAUCUGUUUUUCCAUGGCUUGCAGGCCGAAGGUCUUGAGGCCGUCCAAGACUGGAAAUACCGCAGAUAUGCCCAUGCCAACGAACAUCAUCGCCCUAUACGGUCGCCAUGCCGGCGUUCGGAACUUCGGAAGGACAGAUACUGCGGUACAGGCGAUACCCAGGGAGCCGAUCUCGUCUUCAUCAGCAACAGCCAUAUGAGCGAGACAGAGUUGCCUUACCAUAGACCAAUAAAUCCACUGUCUGUCUGGAUGGCACCAGAAUCCGUAGUACACACUUGGGACGAACGAGCCCGCGAUCAGCAAGGAUAUGCCGGCAUAGUCGAAUUGAUUCCACAUUCGAGCGACUGGCGGCGAAUGGUUGGAGACAGCAUGAUAGGUGGCGCUGAUUCCCAGGCAAAAAGCGGCUCCCACGAAGAAGCAGCUCAUGGCGAACACGUCACCCGCAGAUGCCCGUUCAUAACGUGGUUCGAGGAUUUUGUACAAAAUAGCACCCAGCGGCAAAGCCAGGGUCCCAGGGACGAGAUGAGACCAAAUAUUAACACUCUCGUUAUGCCAGUGAAAUAUACUUUGCAGAGAUCUGGAGUAGC